Messenger RNA from Siniperca chuatsi (mandarin fish), 1746 nucleotides. RefSeq names its product regulatory factor X-associated protein. The transcript is spliced from 3 exons. The record is from RefSeq and is a predicted model, not a curated record. The coding region runs from base 267 to 911 and encodes 214 amino acids. Lineage: Eukaryota; Metazoa; Chordata; Actinopteri; Centrarchiformes; Sinipercidae. Gene Ontology annotation, biological process: regulation of transcription by RNA polymerase II. Gene Ontology annotation, cellular component: nucleus.
AAUCCUUGUUAUCGAAAUUCAGCGAGAGCAGUGACAGGCUAAACCUGUGGAAGUAUCACGGUAGCGGGCUAGAAAUCAAAAGAUUUAUUUCCCAAACCAUGAUGUAUUUAUGACAUACCGCUUUAAUAAAGCAGUUACGCCUAUAUUAUAGGACACAUGGUGGGCAAAUGUCAAUUAAUAGCUGUAUUAGCUAACGUGAGCUGACUGCAAAGGGAUGGUAGUUAGCUAGCUAGCCUGCUGCUACACUAUAUUUGUUCACCGCAAUCAUGAGCGAAGAUGACAAUUCAGCAUCAGCAAAUAAGGACAAAGAGUCGACUCUCCUACUCACUAAAGACGGACAAAGGUACUACGUGAGUAAGAGCGGAGUAGUCGACAGCAGAAAUGUGAUAACGCCACACGAACCAGACAACAACGUCUCCUCCUACGAUAUGGACGAUCCGGACGAGGAGAGCGACGUUCUGGACACUUCAGAUCCCAGAGACAGCGCCGCCAGCCCGGAGGAGCUCAACGACGAGGAGACCUCGGAGGGCGACACCGCACCCAAACAGUGCACCUAUGAGGGGUGCACGGAGACCACAACGCAGGUGGCCAAGCAGAGGAAACCGUGGAUGUGCAAAAAACACCGCAACAAGAUGUACAAAGACAAGUACAAGAAGAAGAAGAGUGAUCAGGCCAUGUCUAGUGGAAAACUCGAUGAAAACUCAGAGGAGCGGCCUGUGUCUGUGAACAAACAGCGUCUGGGUGCUAUGGGGGACCGGCCAGCCAGACCCUCCCUGAUAGAGCAGGUCCUCAACCAGAAAAGACUGUCACUGCUCAGGAGUCCAGAGGUGAUCAGCUUCCUGCAGCAGCAGCAGCAGCUCCUGGCCACACAGGGCCGCAGCCAAUCACAGCAGCAGUUCCAGGGCUGCUGACGCCGGCCGGUCAGUGCAUUUGUGAUGAAUAGAGAACACUGAAGAAACACUGGCACCUCAUGCAUAAAUGAAUAGUAACCAUACACUGUAAACAUGAAUUUCCCAAGCCAGACAGCCAUGCAGAAGAAAGAAUAACAUGGUAAUCAUGGGAUGUUUUAAAGGCAUGGUGGACUAAACUAGAUUAACACACAUAAAUCCCUCAAAAGGCGUGAAUUUCUGAAGUGGAAGACUGAACAUGUAAUCAAACCAUGGCUGGUGCUGCCUAGAAAAUAUAAUUUCCUAAAUACAAGCCAACAUUUCUUUUCAGUUACUUUUUAGUUACUCUGCCAAAUUACAUUAUUUCUGUUAUCUUUCUUCAUGUGGCAAUAAUAAUGAAGGCAUUGGAUCAUAAUUGCCGUUAAACAUUACAGUUUCUUUGUGUGUUUACUUAUGUGAUACUUUUGAGGCUGUUUUCUGUUAAUGAAUUAUUGAUCUUCUGUGUGUUUUAAUGUUUCCUCUUGAACAUGAAGUGAUGUUACAUGUGACAAUCAGUUGUGUUAUGCAUCUCUGUAGCCUCUACUCUGUCAAGUGGGGCUUUCAGGACUUGUUUUUAACACAAGAUUUUAUAUCCUUGUUUAUCUGAAACUGUUGCAAACAGUAACCUCUAACUGUAUACAAAAAGGAACACAAAUUAAGUUUGGUGGGAUGAAUAUUGGUCACUCUGGCUCUGCUGGCUUUGUGUUGAAGAGUGGCAGGGAGAAGUCAUGUACUGUAUGUUGUUUCUGUGUUUUUCAGUUGAAGUGUAUACCCUGAGCUGUGAAUAUGAGAGUAAAAUGACGACGCUAUCAUUGAGAAA